Messenger RNA from Olea europaea var. sylvestris, 912 nucleotides. RefSeq lists its product as uncharacterized. Lineage: Eukaryota; Viridiplantae; Streptophyta; Magnoliopsida; Lamiales; Oleaceae. The coding region runs from base 1 to 912 and encodes 303 amino acids. The record is from RefSeq and is a predicted model, not a curated record. The transcript is spliced from 5 exons.
AUGGUUGUUAAAGGAUUUAUUCUUGAACGAUCUGGGAUAAGCAACUUGAUUUAUAGAGAUUCCCAACAGAAUGUUUAUAGAGUGUUUUGUUCAUGGGAAGCUUACAAUUUAUGUUCACUGUCUAUCUUUGGAGUUCUAAUGGAAGAUUUAACGCAAGAAAAUGACAAGGUUCAAGGAAAAGGUACUGAAAAAUAUGAGAAAUGGACGUCGGAAGAAAGCAAUGAGCUUUUAAAACUCAUCGUUGAUGCUGCCACACGUGGUUGGCGUGAUAGUAAUGGUCUGUUGAGCAAGAUAACCGUAGAAAAACAUAUACUUUCUCAUCUUAACCAAAAACUUGGGAUUGAAAAGACUUAUGCCCAAUGGGAUCAUGUGAUGAAGAAAUUCACUGUGAGUGAUGAAGUAUGGGACGAUUACUUUAUGUCACAUCCUGAAGAUAAAAGUUAUUGCACAGACACUUUUCCAGACAAUGAGGAUUUGAGAAUUUUAGUUGGAAGUGGGACGGCUAUUGGAACAAACUCAAUUGCAUUAGGGGAUGAUACUGAUGCAAGAACUUUUUAUACUGAAGAAAGAAGAGUUAGUGACAGUUUAAUAGACGACUUCAUGUAUGAUCCUGAUACUGAAACAUUUAUAGUAACCGAUAAGCAAGAUUUUAUAAGUUCAGAGGUUUCCCCACCAAUUCGAAAACGAAGUAGAACAGAAUUUGAAGCGAAAUCUAGUUCGUUUGAGCCCAAAAGCACUCAAUUAGACAUUAUAGACAAACUUGCUAGUACAGUUGGCAAGAUCACUCAAGCAAUUGAAUCAAUUGACACCAGAGAGCCUAAUUGUUGGAACAUUAUCAAAGAGAUUCAAAACUUGGAUGAUGAUGAUCGUUUUAAGGUCCUUGAUUUGCUUAAUACAAAUGUUGACACAUAA